AUGCUGACAAGUACAGAGAACAACUCCGUCGUUGACGACGACAGCGAGGAUGAUUUCGACUGGGAGGAGGUUGCGGUCCCACAAUACGAGCAGCAACCCAAGGCGGUAGAGGCUGAACCUGCGAAUGAGGACGUGCAGGAGGGCCCUUCGGAGAAGCCGCACAUAGAGAUCACCAUCCAGACGCAGCGGAAGGGGAAGAAGAGCAGCCAGGCAAAGCCAAACCCCCGCGCGGAGCAGUUGUACGCCGAACGCCUGGCGCGACUGACAUGCCACCAGGUGCAUACCGUCUGCCUCCUCGCGAAUGCCCGCAUCCGGAACAAAUGGCUCAACGACGCGCUGCUCCACGUCCGUCGCGCGUUCUCUGCUCUCCGUGCCACGCAUGCUCACGCGCUCGUCUAG
Molecule: messenger RNA, 399 nt
Organism: Fibroporia radiculosa
Lineage: Eukaryota; Fungi; Basidiomycota; Agaricomycetes; Polyporales; Fibroporiaceae
Exons: 2
Coding region: 1-399 (132 amino acids)
Biological process (GO): mismatch repair; nucleotide-excision repair
Cellular component (GO): nucleotide-excision repair factor 2 complex; XPC complex; nucleus
Molecular function (GO): damaged DNA binding; single-stranded DNA binding
Source: RefSeq, a predicted model, not a curated record